UGACAUAUUGUGGCCUUGGCUAUCACUUUCAUCCUAUAAACUCAUGUAGGGCCUAAUAUUCUGUUAAAGAAUGAAAGGCCUGCUCCUUUCAGUCCAGAGAACUAUUUCCAAGAAUGGCAAGCCGAGCAUUUUCUUCGGUCCCUCCCUGCUGCACUUAUUGGGGGCGGGUAAAACUCCCACUCAACCCGGAACUGCGAAAACAAUCAAUUACUCUUCUAAAUUGUAAAUAUACUGUACAUCACAACAAUAUUUGGAUACGGUACGUUAACGGUAAGAUCGUCGUUCAUUACUUACAUUGAAGGAUACGAAUGCGGCUUGACUUUACAACGCGCACUUCUUCGGGAAAAGUUUGAACAGGGCUCAAACAUAAUAAGACCAUUGCCAUCAGGAUGCCUCAGCAGAAAGACAUAGUGAAGAUCGCGAUUCAAAUGCCAGGGGCCUACCCUCAACUUAUUCAGUUGGACCAGAAAAAGCCCCUUAGUGCUGUCAUUAAAGAAGUCUGUGAUCGGUGGAAUCUGCAGGGCCCAGACAACUAUGCCCUUCAGUAUGCAGACGGUGUCCAGACCUACAUCACUGAGUCUAAUCGUCUGGACAUUAAGAAUGGCAGCAUUCUACGCUUGACCAAGGCCCCUAGCCGCUGUGCUGAAGACUUGUUUAAGGGCAUACAGAGCUCAGACUCAGGAGUGCGCUGUGAUUCGCUGAAGCAGCUGGCCUCCUUGUCAACGGACGUCACGUUUGCCCAGGAAUUUAUCAAUCGUGAUGGACACUCCCUGUUGGUGAAGAUUGUGGAAGACCAUAAUGAGUCUGCUGUCAUUAUGACUCAUACUCUGAUGGGCUUCAUGGAACUGAUGGACCAUGGGAUUGUAUCAUGGGAGAACCUGUCCUUAAUCUUCAUAAAGAAGAUCGCCAGUUUUGUGAAUGCGAAGGCGUUGGACGCGUCCAUCCAACAGGUCUCACUGGCCAUCCUGGAGAGCAUGGUCCAGAGCAGCAGCAGCCUCUUCCACCACAUCAUGCAGGAGGUCACCCUGGAGAGGCUCAUAUUACACCUGCAGGUGACAAACCAGCAGAUUCAGACAAAAGCCAUGGCCCUGUUGAUGGCAUUGCUCCAAACAGCUGGGGAAGAAAAAAGACGGGAGCUGUUUGAUUUCCUUGCUAAGAAAAACCUUCGCCAAUACAUUUACAAGAACAUCAUCCACAGCUCGGGUCCAGUGGGGGACGAAAUGGCCCACUACCUGUAUGUCCUGCAGUCCCUCUCCCUUAACCAGCUGGAGCCGCGCAUGAGGACGCCUCUCGACUCCUACAGUCAGGAUCAGAGGGAGAUACUGCAUGCCCUGAGACAGGCUGCAUUCGAGACGGAGAGCGAGAACAGCUUGAGUACUGAGCGCCGGCGCUCCCUCUGUGCAAAGGAGUUUAAAAAGCUGGGCUUUUCUAACAAUAGCAACCCAGGGCAGGAUCUGAACCGCACACCUCCAGGUCUCCUGGCUUUGGACACUAUGGGCUACUUUGCCUCCCGCAAUCCUGACGCUUUCAGCAGGUUUGUUCUGGAGAACAGCAGUCGGGAGGACAAGCACGAGUGUCCAUUUGCCCGCAGCAGUAUCCAGCUCACACUUAUCCUCUGCGAAAUCUUACGCAUUGGAGAACCACCGUCUGAGACGGGCUCGCACUACCACCCGGUCUUCUUCUCCCAGGACCGGCUGCUGGAUGAACUCUUCUGCAUCUGCAUCCAGCUGCUCAACAAAACCUGGAAGGAGAUGCGGGCCACCCAGGAGGACUUUGAUAAGGUUAUGCAAGUUGUACGAGAGCAAAUUACAAGGACUCUGUCCAGUAAGCCUACCUCUCUGGAGCUGUUUAAGAAUAAAGUGAAUGCGCUCAACUACAGUGAGAUCCUUAAGCUGCGUCAGACCGAGCGACUGCACCAGGAGGAGACUCUUGCUCCCCCUGUCCUUGAGCUGAAGGAGCGUCUGAAACCUGAACUCUUGGAGCUGAUCCGCCAGCAGAGACUCCACCGCCUUUGCCACGGCACACUGUUCCGCAAGAUCAGCAGCCGCCGGAGACAGGACAAAUUGUGGUACUGCCGCCUCUCACCCAAUCACAAAAUGCUUCACUAUGGUGAUGUGGAGGAAGAAGCAGAGAUGCCUUCUAUUGAGGCACUUCAGGAGAAGAUUCCUGUGGCUGACAUCAAAGGUUUGCUGACCGGGAAGGACUGUCCUCACAUGAAGGAGAACAAAGGCAAACAGACAAAGGAAGUGCUGGAUCUUGCAUUCAGCAUAACAUACGACGUAGAGGAGUAUAGCCUGAAUUUCAUCGCCUCAUCCAGGACAGAUUUCUGCCUGUGGACAGACGGCUUGAAUGUGCUCCUGGGCCGCGACAUGAGCAGCGAGUGCAUGCGCAGUGAACUGGAGAUCCUCCUGUCCAUGGAGAUCAAGCUGCGCCUCCUGGACCUGGAGAAUGUGCCCAUCCCCGAACGCGCCCCGGCCGUCCCCAACCCCCCGAGCAACUUCAACUUCUGCUACGACUUCAGCCAGGCUGAGCAGUAGCCUCACGCAGUGUACUGGUCAGUGGGUGUAAGGGGAAGGAGCUGCCUGUCCUUAUAGACCGCCUGGCUUAGUAUGAGUGAGCAGAGAUAUAGAGAGUGAAGAUACUGCUUUGGAGUCUGUGUUGCUCUUUAAGAUGAGUGGACCCACAUGUUGACAUUAACAUGCUAGACUGGAUGACACUUUGUAUAGCCAUGGUACCUGGAAAAGAGGCAUUCAUUUUGAAAGCUUGAGGUCUUGUAAUAAUUAUUUUUAUUUUCUGCUUUCCCUCAUCUGUCCAAAUUCUUUAUUGUUAUUUUUUUUACAUUCACGUAGUAUUGACUUGAUUAAUUGCCAUCGUUCCGCUUUCUGUAGCACUCUUAUGUUUCUGUAUUUCAAGUGAUUCGUAGAUAGGCAGCUGUAGGCAGAGCACUUUUCACAGGUGUGGAUGGGAGAACUCUUGGUACUUGCCUUUGUUUUUUUCAGCCUAAUUUAAUUGAGUUAAUGUCACCGGUACUUGAGUAGCAAUAGCAAGUCAUUGUGAGACCUGAAACAGUGCUGAACUGGAGCACUAAAUACUGUAUGGUCACUAGCUGCUGAACUGAUAUGGUGAUCUUAGGUACUAAAUAUUCUGGGGUGUAGCCUAAGCUGCUGCUUGUAGGUUGCCCCCUAAUUUUAUAGAUAGUUUGCCUUUCUAUGCCAUGACAACUGAGCUUUGGUCUACAAGCAUGAUGAUUGAGGACAGGA
Alosa alosa (allis shad) is the source of this 3260-nucleotide messenger RNA. RefSeq names its product engulfment and cell motility 3 (gene elmo3). NCBI's taxonomy places the organism in Eukaryota, Metazoa, Chordata, Actinopteri, Clupeiformes, Clupeidae. The transcript has 21 exons. The coding region runs from base 390 to 2537 and encodes 715 amino acids. The record is from RefSeq and is a predicted model, not a curated record. Gene Ontology annotation, biological process: actin filament organization; cell motility.